Molecule: messenger RNA, 2440 nt
Organism: Oxyura jamaicensis (ruddy duck)
Lineage: Eukaryota; Metazoa; Chordata; Aves; Anseriformes; Anatidae
Gene: LHX3
Product: LIM homeobox 3
Exons: 6
Coding region: 96-1283 (395 amino acids)
Biological process (GO): regulation of transcription by RNA polymerase II; neuron differentiation
Cellular component (GO): nucleus
Molecular function (GO): DNA-binding transcription factor activity, RNA polymerase II-specific; RNA polymerase II transcription regulatory region sequence-specific DNA binding
Source: RefSeq, a predicted model, not a curated record
CCCCGGGCGGCGGCCAAGCCCCCGGCGCUCCCCGCUCCGCUCCGCGCCGCUCCGCCACAAGCACGCAGCCCCCGCGCACCUCGGACGGCGCCGCGAUGCUGCUGGAGCGGGUCCGAGCCGGCUCGGAGAAGGCAGCGGAGCUCUGCCCCUUCCCGAGGAGCCCAGAGAUCCCGCUGUGCGCCGGCUGCAACCAGCACAUCGUGGACAGGUUCAUCCUCAAGGUCCUGGACCGGCACUGGCACAGCAAGUGCCUGAAAUGCUCCGACUGCCAGACGCAGCUGGCCGAGAAGUGCUUCAGCCGCGGGGACGGCGUGUACUGCAAGGAGGACUUCUUCAAGCGCUUCGGGACGAAGUGUGCCGCCUGCCAGCAGGGCAUCCCCCCGACCCAGGUGGUGCGGCGGGCUCAGGACUUCGUGUACCACCUGCACUGCUUCGCCUGCAUCGUCUGCAAGCGGCAGCUGGCCACCGGCGACGAGUUCUACCUCAUGGAGGACAGCAGGCUGGUCUGCAAGGCCGACUACGAGACGGCCAAGCAGAGAGAGGCUGAGUCGACGGCCAAGCGGCCCCGCACCACCAUCACGGCCAAGCAGCUGGAGACCCUGAAAAACGCCUACAACAACUCGCCCAAGCCGGCGCGGCACGUCCGGGAGCAGCUCUCGUCGGAGACCGGGCUGGACAUGCGGGUGGUGCAGGUGUGGUUCCAGAACCGCCGGGCCAAGGAGAAGAGGCUGAAGAAGGACGCGGGGAGGCAGCGGUGGGGGCAGUACUUCAGGAACAUGAAGCGCUCCCGGGGCGCCUCCAAGUCCGACAAGGACAGCAUCCAGGAGGAGGGCCCCGACAGCGACGCCGAGGUCUCCUUCACAGACGAGCCCUCCAUGUCCGAGAUGAGCCAUUCCAACGGGAUCUACAGCAACCUCAGCGAGGCGUCCCCGGCCCUGGGGAGGCAGGCUGGGACCAACGGGAGCUUCGCCCUGGAUCACAGCGGCAUCCCAGCUCAGGACCAGUACCACGACCUGCGCUCCAACAGCCCGUACGGGAUACCCCAGUCCCCAGCCUCCUUGCAAGCGCUGCCGGGCCACCAGCCUUUAAUCUCCAGCUUGGUUUACCCCGACAACAGCCUGGGCAUCAUGGGACAAGGCGGACAGGGGGUGCCCCAGCCCAUGAGGGUCCUGGCCGGGAACGGACCCAGCUCCGACCUCUCCACCGGCAGCAGCGGGGGGUACCCGGAUUUUCCUGCCAGCCCGGCCUCAUGGCUGGACGAAGUCGACCACGCUCAGUUUUGAUACAGGAUCCACCACCGUGCAGUGGGAAGGGGAAGGACCCGUCGCUCUCAAACGCCGUCUGCUCCCAGAGAAAAGGCACGGACAGGCCACGAGGCGGAGCGGGGCAGGAGGGCGCUGGCACGGCGAGCGCCGACGGGCUUUCGGAGGCAACCCGGCGGUGGGUCAGCAGCAGACGGUGGUCAAAGGGAGACCACAGCAUAAGGGACGUCCGAACAAACUGGUCAUUGUGUCUUUACUAAACACCGAGACUUGUGCUUUACAGAUUUGAUAGAAGGUAUUUUGCUUUCUGUUGUCAGAGCAUUCUCCAAAGCGAGGACUUGCUUCAUCACCCAUCCACGCCGAAAACCUUUUUAAGAGAAAAUAAAGUCCUCAUCCACAGUAAAAGGUGUGACAAUGUCUAUAUUUCUAUAGGAGAAAUGUUGAUAGUGAAUCACUUCAGAAACCCAUGGUAGAAAACCUCUCUGUUCUUCCAGCAGAUUUUUUAAAAGCGCACCGAUGCGGUAUGUUUGGUUUUAUUUCCAAUUUACGCUCACUUUUCUAAAAUGAAUGCUCUUUAAUAUGCCAAUCACUGAUCAGCAACUCUUCUCCUUUGUAAAGUGAAGACCAUAUGUUAACUCUGCUUCUCAUCCUUUUAAUUUGUAGAUUCCUAGUUUUAUUCUUCCAGAUAAGCAUUAAACCGCGCAUAGCUGUAUUUAUUACCAAAUAACUACACUUUUAUCGUGAGGGCAAGAGGUGUUUUUUCUUGGCCCGGGAACACCAGUGGCUCUGGGUUGUGAAUUUCAUGUUUUUCUUUAAAAUCCCUUUGCAAGAGUUUUACUGCAAGGUGUCUCAGGCUCGUCCUGAUGUCUUGUUGCCAAAUUCCUUCCCGGAAGGGCUCUGGGCAGGGGCCGGUGGCUCCGUUUCAGCCGCUCCUCGUCGUGGCGAGCGCUCGCCUCCCUGGUGGCACUUCUCUGUCUGAGGCAUUUGUGUCAUCCCACAGAUACGGCACGAGCCGGUCGUGAGGAAAGGCAAGGCAUUAUGUAUGUUGUUACCUGUAAAAAUGGUUGAAUUUACUGUAGAUUAUGUGAACGUCCCGUGUCUUUUAUUUAUAUUCUCGCUUUCUCUCUGAUGAUCAAAUACUUCAAGACUACAAAUAAAUUUGUCAGCUAAGCUUUAAA